UUGCCUGUGAAAUUUGAAUGUUCUAAUUAGAUAAUAAAUUAUAUUAUGGUUCGAUAUGGAGACUGCGGCUGAUGUUUGGAGAAUAAAGCUACUUACACGAAAGAACAAAGAAAUCGACGAAACGAGAAGAAAAUCAAACGUCGACGUUAUCGAGAGAAAGUUCUCGAAGGUAUUUUCGUGUACGUCAUGUCGCUACACCAAAUCCAAGACGUGCGGCAGUACAGAGGAGGGCUUGAUGUGCAAGAAGCCGCCUCCGAUCCCCGAUCACUCCUUCGCUAGCCUCAAACAAAUCCUCAGCGAGGACUGCUCCAACUGUUGCGGCACCGUUAUUGAAUUCUUCAAAGAAGCGUUCAAGACUAUUCAGGGGUACCCCAAAACUCGGGUGUGCGAUAUCCUCGCUGAUAUGAGUGAUUACCUCCUCGCAAUAGCCAGUGAUUGCGUUCUGUUGUUGAGAAGAUGUUUUCACUGUUUUAUGUCUGCUAAAUAAUCGUUUUUUUUUUU
Messenger RNA from Vanessa atalanta (red admiral), 501 nucleotides. RefSeq lists its product as uncharacterized. NCBI's taxonomy places the organism in Eukaryota, Metazoa, Arthropoda, Insecta, Lepidoptera, Nymphalidae. The transcript is spliced from 2 exons. The record is from RefSeq and is a predicted model, not a curated record. Bases 56 to 487 code for a protein of 143 amino acids.